AUGGCCACUAGGGGUCUUACUCCUGGGAAGUCCGCCUGUUCUAACUUUAACAGGCGCAGAGUAGUGAAGUCUGGCGGAAAAGGUGGCGGUACAACUAAUUUAAGUAACCAUUUAAAACGAAAUCAUGCAGAAAAUAAAGAAGUGAAACUAACUUUAAAAAAAAGUGAGAAUAGUAAUGAAACUCCUAACUCGGACCAAGUAAAUAAUUCGAAGCAAUUACAAUUGUUAUCAAUGACAUUGCCAUCUACUUCUACAUUUACAUACAUGGAUCUAUCUGAAUCUGAAUUAGCAACUCCUAUUUCCUCACCAGCACCUAGUCUAUCAGAGUCAGAAAGUAGAUUUUGUUAUUCGGAUAAAACUACGGUAGAUAAUGAAGGAUUCAGGAAUCUGAUGAAGACUAUUGCGCCUCUUUACUCUGUACCUGGAAGAAAAUCAAUUACAAAAAAAAUGGAAGAAAAAUAUGAAUACCUAAAGGGAUGUGAAAAACAAAAAUUGGAAAAAAUUGAUUAUUUCUCGGUAACGGCGGAUAUUUGGACCGAUGUACUAAAUACUAUCAGCUAUUUAGGGAUAACUAUCCAUUAUGCAUUUGAAGGAGAAUUGCAAGCUACCACGAUUGGUGUUAAGGAAAUGACAGAGCGACAUACUUCUGAAGUUAUAGGAAGAUGGAUGAAAAUGAUUUUAGAAGACUGGAAUAUCGAUGAUGAAAAAAUAGUUUUUGUCGUAACUGAUAACGGAGCAAAUAUUAAAAAAGCAGUUAGAGAUACCUUUGGGUCUAACAGACAUAUUGCGUGUUUUGCACAUUCUAUAAAUUUAGUCGCUCAGGAUACAAUGAACUUUGAAACUGCAAUAUCAUUGUGCGCAAAGGUUAAAAAAAUCGUCACCUAUUUUAAACAGUCUACUAUUGCUGCUGAUGCGUUGUGA
Molecule: messenger RNA, 921 nt
Organism: Wasmannia auropunctata (little fire ant)
Lineage: Eukaryota; Metazoa; Arthropoda; Insecta; Hymenoptera; Formicidae
Product: zinc finger BED domain-containing protein 1-like
Exons: 4
Coding region: 1-921 (306 amino acids)
Source: RefSeq, a predicted model, not a curated record